CUCAGGUAUAAAAUGUGCGUAUAUAAUUUACUCUUGUAGGUAAUCUGGAAUUUUUUUUUUUUUUUAAAUAUACAUGUAUCUCUUUAAUCAACAGAAACAUUUCUUUGAUGAGGAAUCUGGUUUGUGGCAGUUUGAGUCUCUGAGCAACCACCAACCACUGGAAGAAGGUGAUCCUGUACUACAAGCAGCCAUGAGACAUAGACUUUCUUUGCUUGAUGGCUUGAAUGGUGCGCAGAGAGAUUUUGAGGGCAAUCUGUGGAGAGACCGAUCGGGGCCAUUUUCCUUGUAUCCUCCUGCUAUCUAUGGACCAUGUCUUUGUGGGGCUGGUUAUUACAAUGCAUAUACAAUGCCUGUGGGUAUUCUGUCUGAUGUCAAAUACCAGACCAUUGUUUAUACAACAAAUGGUCCUUGUCGGUUCGAGGUAAAAUUUCGUGAAUGUUUGCAGAGAAACCAUGAUUGCCUCAUUCCAUAUGAUGGAUCAAGUCACUGCCUGCACUUCCUCAGUAGGAACACAGCUGCUGGGGAUGAAAUUGGUUGGGAUUUUGUGGAUAGAGUGUUAAACACUAACAUAACUUUUUCAGCCUAUUGUACACUGAUGACUAAUCAGUAUCAGCGCCUGUAUUCUUUAUCUGCUAAAUUUAUGUCUCCACAAACGUUUAUUGCUUGGUGGUUGUCAUGGGCUUCUAAUUUCAAAGUAGAUUUCAGGGUGGUCUGUGAUAUCUGCAAAUAUGAACCUAAAUACCUUGCUUGUGAUGGAACAAAAAUAGGAAUUAAUUUCCGACAUGCUUCAGUUACCCCUAUUGAGAUUCCUUCCACAGAUGUUAAGGUUGAUCCCUGUCAUAGGAGAAAUGAGAGGGCUUUUAUUCAUUAUAAGCAAGGAGAUUUAGACAUUGCUGCAAACAUUAAAUGCAGGGAACAUUUGCUUUAUUUGUCCAAAUAUCACAGGGGUUUACUAAAGGAUGAUCAGAAGCUGCCAUGGAAUGACCAAACGGAUAGAACAAACCUACUUGUUGAGACUGUGGAUAGGGAUUGCAGGGAGAUUGUAAAGCGAUUUUCUCUAGGAGAAUAUUCAAACUUGCUUCAGUUCAAAUUGGCCAUUGUCUUUGCUGUCUUAUCCAGCAAUUCCUCUCUCACCAGCCUCAUUCCUUAUCGUUAUCUCACUCUGACAGCAUUUAUUAUAACAUCUCUGAGAAAUGCUGUCGAUUCAGAUUGUGAUUUUGUUAAUGAUCUUCGACAAUUUUCUCCAGAACUUCGAGAUAUUGUACAUUUUGCUUUAGAUAAUAGAGAAUCACUUCUCGAAGUUCUGGAUUUUAUUGAAUAUUUGGUUUUAAGAGUAAAAGACAUUCAUGGAAAAAAUAAGGCACCAGAUUUUGCUGUUCCUCAACCUGGAACUUACAAUCCAGAAAAAUAUGGCAGGGCAUAUUAUUUUAAUCCAACAGGUGAGCAACUCAGGCACCUUCCCAAAUACAGUAUGAAUGAACACGCUACCUCAAAAAACUAUGAUGAUCAGCCUGCUAGAGAGGAAGAAAAGUGUAACAAAAUUUUUCCUCAGGUCUCGAGGAAGGGCACAACAUACUUAUUUUUAUGGUUUGAUCCCAAGCAUUAUGGACAUUGCUAUGGAUAUCACAUGAUUCCAGGAUCUGAAGGCAGGAAAGAUCCUUUUACAUCUGCAUAUUUGUAUUUGGAGAAGGCACCCGAGGAACUUUUCUAUGACUUCAGUUGCCAGCUUGAGGAAUAUUGUUUGAACAGAGAACCUGGUUAUUGGCAAAACACCAGAUUUUGGCAUGAUGUGUUUCAUGGGUUUAGCCACAAGUGUCCAGUUACAUACAAGUCAAGACGCAUUUUGUCACUUAGAAAAAUGAGCACAGAAAUAUGUGAACAAUUCAAUUCCUUUAUCCAACGAAUCAAAUAUUCUGCUAGAGCCAUGUCAACGGGUAAAUUUAACCACUAUUUGCAGUUCAUGAUACACCAUUGGUGCAUUAAGAAAAAAGCAAGUUUCCAAAAGAGAUGCAAUGUUGCUGCAACCUAUUUAUUAUAGUGUUUAAGAUUUCUCAUGCACUGUCAGUUUUGUUCUGUAAAUAACUUCUACAAUGUACUAAGUCAAAUUGCAUUUUGUCACUUGGGAAAAAUGGACAGAAUCGUGUUCUUUUUGGUGUAACCACAAAGCACUGGGUAUACUUAAAGAUUACUUUGUUGUGAGUAUUGGUAAGUGUUUUUGUACAAUCCAUUAACUAUAGAAUUUAUUCAAACCAGAAAACAAAGGGUCGUUGCCUUUGAAAAGAGAGUGUUUGACUGACUAUGUCAUUGAACCUAUUUCAUGAAAACUUGUCAGUGACUUUCUGGUGAAAAUCACUAAAAAGCGGACCUAAGAUAUAUUUU
This is a messenger RNA of Gigantopelta aegis, 2379 nucleotides long. RefSeq lists its product as uncharacterized. The transcript has 3 exons. The record is from RefSeq and is a predicted model, not a curated record. Lineage: Eukaryota; Metazoa; Mollusca; Gastropoda; Neomphalida; Peltospiridae. Bases 74 to 2038 code for a protein of 654 amino acids.